GUUGUCGUGACCGAAUUUUGGCGCCUGCGCCUGUUGUGCACCCACCGCGUUUACACUGCUUGCCACUUUCUCUUGUCCCUUGCUGUCGUCCUCGCCACUGUUUCUUUUUCUCAAUCUCAUCUUUAUCUCUAAUUAUCUUAAUUCCCCUCGAUGCCUCAUGGCGUGGCGGGCUCCAGCUCGUCGAAAUUCAAGAAAUCCAAGUCUCGGGCGAAGCAUGACGGCAUGUGGAAGGUGGUGACAAUGAUGAACAUGCGGGACCUCUCGCGCGACGACGACUUCCUCAGCCAUUUACUUGUAGAGAAAUUGGGUACUGGGAUGGUCCCCCUUGUAGUGCACAAAAUGGACCCUACACGAAGGCUUCCCAAGACGGACGCAGAUCAACUGUUGCAGAUCGUUCGACGCCUCAUUGCUUUUAGAGGUCCUCCAAAAGCUGCACUCAAUCGUGCCGUGGAAGAGCUUUUGAGCCUGUCCGCUGUACGGUAUUAUCUCAGCCAGUAUCGAGAAAUGAGACAGGUCAACGCCUUCGCCACUCACGCCUCGCGUUAUUUUGAGCUUUAUUUGCCUUCUGGUUCCAUUGAGAUUGCUCACACGUCACGUUAUUCACAUCGUACGGGGAAGUCUGAACUUUGUAUACUGGCAACGCGCCCCCUGGCGAAGGAUCAAGUCAUAACCGAACUCAAAGGUUCCAUGGCAGAUUUGUCGCCUGAAGAAGAUCAAGAGUUGAAACAGACAAAUGAGACGCAUGCUGACGGCGUCAGCGUCCGUCGCGACUUCAGCGUCAUUCACUCUAAACAACUCAAGAAGAAUCAUCUUUUCUUGGGGCCCGCGCGUUUUGUGAAUCAUGAUUGCAAUCACAAUGUUGAACUCUUUCGCACUGGCCGGUACAUCACAUUUCGUGUACGGAGGCCGAUCGCUGUCGGAGAGGAGGUCACCGCUAACUAUGGCGAUGGAUAUUUUGGGCGCAAUAAUCGACACUGUCUCUGUGCAAGCUGUGAGGCGCAAGGAAAAGGCGGUUAUCGUCCACAGACGUCAUCGGACGAAGAAGACUUGACGGACUCAGGACCUGAGGUCGACGAAAGAGGAAGUAUUUCUGGAAGAUCGUCCUCGAGUAGUGAUGACAGCGAUAUGGACGAUGGCGAAUCCGUCAAUGUGAACGAACGCCGUACACGCCGGGGUGUUUACGCAGUUUUGCCCGAAGAACAACCGGACUCACCCAUGGUCCUGGAUGCGGAUGCAGAAGUUGAUGAGGAGCCUGAGAGAACCCCAGGUUCGACUUCUCAGGAUGCCAGCUCUCCAAGACGGUCUACUCGCAUCAGGAAGGAAACUGGACUACUAACGCCUAGUUCGGAACCGUCUUCGCGAGGAAGGACAAGGGGUCGCUCAGUGACCAAUGAGUCGUUAACUUCGUCCCCUAAGAGGAAAACAACCGUUAGCGAGAGUCCCGCUCCCUUUCGGUCUGUAAUUUCGACCCGAGCUCAGAAGGCUAGGGAGGCAUCUGUCGAAGCAUCCGUCAGUACCAGUCGAACCCGAGGGAAGAAAUCUGGCAGUACUGCGCCUGCCCGCCCUGUUUCUACGAAUAGACAAUUGGUCACGCCACCUCUCACUGCAAAUAACAGCUCUAGCUCUGCUCCGAACAGUGUUCGAUCUUCAUCUAGGCUAAGGACUCGACGCGAUGCCUCCGUUGUCGAGCGAGAGACAAGAUCAUCGCAAUCUAUUUCUUCUAAAGAUAAAGGCAAAGGCAAGGCGGCUGCAUCUUCAGUCUCGGAUACUCUGGAUCUGGUCAAAGAUGAGCCCGAAACACGUAGCCUUCGACCUCGUGCUCCUGUCGUGACUACUGUGGCAGAGGGCGAGCUGGCGAAGAAAAUGAAAGAGGGUCCCAGAGGCUUGGACGGAAAGCCUUUGCCGACCUGCAUCACUUGUCGAAAUGUGCUCCCAGUCAUUUCAGUUGAUUCACAGGUCGUUUGGGGCUUGUCCGUUGGUCGUACCGGUAAGCGAGGCAGACCGCGGAAGAAUAUUGAAGUGGAUUGUCCUCGUUGUAUCCGUCACUUUGCUAUUUACAAUGUCAAGUGGCCCGAGCGUAAACCAGUUGACGGAACUACGGCCUUCGAUCCACCACCUGCCCAUCGAAGUGGUACUUUCACGCCGAUUGAAUUGGCAGUGCCCAACAAGUUGACCAACAGUGCCUUGGCUGCUCUCGAGCGUAGUAUGGUGCCGUCCAUAUCUGAGUCAAUUUCUGCAGGCGGUGCUUUGAAACGUCCUCGUGAAGCUGAGCCCGAGACGCGCCCGGCGAAGAAGCAAAAGCAACCUACAGGUCGACCUCGCGGCCGUCCCCCGAAGAAUAAAGUUGGCAUGUCAGCGAAGGCGAAAGCUAUCCUAGGAACUGUGGCCCCCGCAAACGAUGAGCGACGAAGUGGAAGAGCCAGGAUACCUAGCAUGAAGAUUCGCGAGAGCGAGCCGCCAGUGUCACCCGUUUCUCCUGUGUUGAAAUCUCCGGUACUGAGAUUACGCAUUUCUCCACGCAAAAACCCACCUACGCCAACUACUUCACCCCUCUCCGCGCCACCAAGUAGUGACAGGAUGCCUGUAGAUGUCACUUUUCCUCUUUCCGGGCGUCCUAUGACGCCUCCUCCCAGCGGUUCAAGUCAAGAAGGAGUUAUCAAAACACCGAAGUCCAUGGCUGUUGCUUCACAGCCUCGGGAAGCUAACGGACGCUUUGGCAAGAAAAGCAAUACCAAUGGUCGGUACAUGCGCAAGCAGUAUAUGAUGGGCGGCAGGCUCGCCCGUCCAGGUUGUCGCAGUGUUCGCCUCAUUUUGAACCGACACAAGCCUCCGGGGGAGGGUGCUGAGGCGGAUCGAAUCAGGUCGGAUGACGAAGUCGAUUCUGAUGGACAGUCCACGCUAUCUCAUGAGGAUGUAGAGGAGUCGCUGAUCUUCGGUUCUCAACCUCUGCACAACAUGCUAGGGAAGAGAUCUAGGGAUGAUCAGGAUACGCAUGGGAGGGAUGAGCAUGCAUUUGAACGUCGUCUUUUAGAGGCUGAAGAUGGCAGAAUGGCCUCUGGAAGAUUUCACCGUUUCGACGCCGACUACGAUGACGCAUAUGAUGAGGACGAUGAGGACGAGCCUGAUGAAAAUGAUAUGGAGAAGGUGACGUACUCAUGCGAGCACUCUCCUGUCACAAGUCGGGUCGGCAUGAGUUUACUCUCUCGGCCGAAUCCUAUGAGCUUUGCCCGCCGGAAGUGGGCUCCUGCAGACGAAGAUGCAGCCUCUGACAAUGAUGUUGAUCUGUCCAUCACACGAGAGGAUGACAUUGAGCUUCGUGCGGCUGGCGCACUCUCUGCGGAUGAGGAUUGCGAUGAAGACAUCGAUGACGAUGGACUAUUCAGCUUGUCGUCUCGUCUCAUCCCUCGUGGGCCUUACGUUGGCCAGAUGACUCUGAAACCCUCCCCUCUUAAUUUGGCCAGACGAAGAUGGGCACCUCCGCCACCAAAGUUCAAACAGACGAUUGGUAGCCGCAGCACUUCGAAGUCGUUUGCUACACCAGUCACGCGUUCACCUUCACCAAUCCAGUCGUCUCCAGAUGUACCAAUCGAGACUGCUAUAGAGGUUGAUGUCGAAAGGCUACCUCCGCCUCAGAAACGCGAGGAUUCGCCUGAAGUUGCGUUUGAUCCUGAACACUCUGACGAUAUUCCAUGGUGGCAAAGGGAGGCUUCAGAAGACGAAGACUCUUACGAGAUCGAUCGUGAUCUCAAAUUGGAGUAUCCUGAAUCUGAGUAUUUACUAGAUGCAGGCGCUUCUCCGAACUUUGGUGUUGAUUCUACCGACGACUCCGAGCGAAUCGUAGAGCGACUCGUAGCGAUGUCCGGGUCUCGAACUCCUUCUUCUCUUGGAGACAACCACGAUUCACGUGCACAAUCUCCACACCUUCAAUCUUCUCCUUCUCCUUCUCCCGAUUAUUCACCUGGCUUAGCAUGGAAGCGGACGGUCUUACUCCCCACAGAUGAACCUUGUAGUAUUCCCAAAGUUGUCAAACCUCCUGUUGCGAUACCCCCGUUUCCUCCGGCAUCACCAACCAAACUCAUUUAUGCCGGAUGGGAUACAUCGUCGUCGGACCUUGACCCUUACUAACAGACACUGGUUUCCCAAUACACACCUGUAUUCGAAUUGCUAUCGCUUGCGUAUCAUUAUUGACUUCAUGACUGACUUUUCCUGCUCGCAUCCUCCCCUGUUUGCUGUUUGUUAUUCUCAUCCAAAGUACUUUCUAGCUUAGGUACUUUUGUAAGUGUAUGCAUAUGUAGCUCGUCCAGUAGACGUCUAAUGUUUUGUCUUGACCUUACGACAUCGAUAUCGUUCACUGCGACUCCAUUUAUUCCCCAUUCAAGGUCGUCUGAUAGACUUGCGCAAGUUGUGCCUGUGUGUGCCGUCGGUCUGUAAGGUCUCAUUUCUACGUCCUCGUGAUAGAUCCUGGCUUUUUCCUUUCUUUUUUUUUUGUUUUUGCAAACGUGUCAAUGCCAAUAAAAUGCUGGACCUAGUUAGUGGCAUUUC
Somion occarium is the source of this 4542-nucleotide messenger RNA. The record is from the annotation of a GenBank genome assembly. Lineage: Eukaryota; Fungi; Basidiomycota; Agaricomycetes; Polyporales; Cerrenaceae.